AUGGUCGGACGCCGGCGGUUGGACGAUAGAUGGGAGCUCAGAACAGUAUAUGGGAAGCACAAUCAUCAUCCGAUAUACACGUCUGGGCAUGGGCUUAGUGCAUUGAAUGAAGCGGAGUCGAAGAUUAUCAAGGAUCUUUCACAAAGUCAUGUGCCGCCCAAGAAGAUUUUGGCUAACCUGAGGAAAAAUGGCUUGGGUCUCGAUGCUUAUUCGAAACAAAUAUACAAUGAAAAGGCGAAGUUGAGAAGAUUAGCUAGGGGUGACCGUACAGUGAUGCAAUAUUUGAUUGAGUUGCUUGAGGAGCAUAACUAUUACAAGUGGUUCCGUACAGAUGAAACGACACAUGCAGUUAUCGAUUUGAUGUGGGCUCACCCUCUAUCUGUCGAAUUGUUAAGUAAGUUUCCGUACGUUAUACUACUUGACAGUACUUACAAAACCAAUCAGUACAAAUUGCCUUUGUUGGAGAUUGUUGGUGUUACUCCGGUCGGAAAAUUUUUUACUGUUGGAGUGGUUUUUAUGCGCCAUGAAAAUGAAGAGCAUUAUACAUGGGUGUUGCAAAGGUUGAAGAGACUUUUCCCCCCACAUACUCUACCUAGUGCACUCGUGACUGAUCGCGAGUUAGGGCUCUUAAAGGCGAUAGAGAAUGUAUUUCCGACUGUGCCUCAUCUAUUAUGUCUUUGGCACAUUAACAUGAAUGUGGGGCGUCGUGCUUCAAAGUGUUUUGGCAAUAGUAGGCGUCGAGGAUUUGCUUUUGUAGUCGGUCCGUGGCAAACUUUGGUAACAUCAGUGUGUGAAGAAGAUUUCUACCGGAAUUAUACAGUUUUAGUGAACGAUUACGCGAAUCAUCCACAGUUGAUUGAGUACCUCCAAGACACUUGGCUGAUAUACAAAGAGAAAUUUGUAAAAGCAUGGACGGAUCUAGUUUUUCAUCUCGGCAAUACAUCGACAAGCAGGUAUUUAUUUAUCAGUGGUUAA
Molecule: messenger RNA, 975 nt
Organism: Erythranthe guttata (spotted monkey flower)
Lineage: Eukaryota; Viridiplantae; Streptophyta; Magnoliopsida; Lamiales; Phrymaceae
Source: RefSeq, a predicted model, not a curated record